UUUUUUUCAGUUGUAAAAUGAUCUCUCGUGCGUGUGGAUAUGCAGUGCGCGAUGUGUGAAAGACAAAAUGAUCGCAGGCAAUUAAUACGGUGAGCCCGAGCCGUUAGAGAGCAUCCGAUACAUAUUUACUGACUUUUCCCUCUCAAUUGGAUUACAUAUUGUAGCGCGUGAGAAUGUGGGAACAGGAGGAAUUCGAGAAGCAUUGGAAAAACGAGUUUCCCGAAGGCGAGGUGCCCGUGAUGAACCUCAGCUCGGUGGAGGACAUAGAGACAGAGCUGGAGAAAUGCAAAGCCAACCUGAAGAAGUUACAGCAGGCGCUGUCUGAGGAAAAGUUCAAGGUGAUCUACCUGCAGGCCACCAUCGCUCAGAAAAAGAAAAGUUACGACCAUAGAUGGGUUAACAAUCCGGAGGACGAGAGUUUAGAGAGGGGCAACACUAGUAUAACAACCCCCGAAAGUAAAUGCGUCGAUGAGGUGCUUAAAGGCAGUAAGACAGGUAAGCCCAUUCUCGUACCCCCUCGCAAAAAGCCCGGCGAUGUCCAAGAAGAACAUACAUCGGAUCGUGACGUAACUCAGCCGGACGGUAAACUCGUUGGCGAGCGACGGGACAGCGACAGCGACCACGACUACGAAGACGAGGCACUAAACGAAAACUUCUUGCAAAGAAAUAUAGUUAAUCCCAAAAGCAAAGUCCAGGAUAUUCGUCGGGGGAACCCCUUGAUCCGUAUAAAUCGAGAUUUGGACUCUGAUGAUGGGAGAAUGUCUCCCUCACUGCCGCUUCGCGGCUUUCACGGCUCCGGACGCAGCACACCUGACAGGCGCAGUGAUGGAUACUUGAGCUCCGACCAUGAAGACUCUUCUUCCGUAGACUUCAACUACAACACCGACGGCUACGAAGGGGAGGCGGCAGAGGACCGGAAAUCUCAGGAUGGUUCAGAGACCAUGCCCUUCAUCGACGAAUCUCCCACCAUGUCCCCUCACCUCUGCGCACACGGUCAGGACGGAGAUGCCGUGUCACCCACGGCAAAUGACGGACUGCUGUCUGGGGGAGACAAUGAGAAGGGUUUGGAGAUGAAAAAACUGGUGCUGUCUGGUUUUCUGGCCAGUGAGGAGAUCUAUAUUAACCAGCUGGAGGCUUUGCUGUUGCCAAUGAAGCCUUUGAAGGCCACGGCCACUACAUCAAAGCCUGUGCUGACUAUGGAGCAAAUUGACACUAUUUUCUUCAAGAUCCAAGACAUCUUUGAGAUUCAUAAGGAGUUUUAUGAUGCGCUUUCUCCAAACAUUCAGCAGUGGGAUGAGAAGGUCACCGUCGGACACCUCUUCAAAAAACUGGCCAGCCAGCUUGGUGUGUACAAAGCCUUUCUGGACAACUACAAAGUUGCAGUGGAUACGGCAGAGAAAUGCAGCCAGGCCAACAUCCAGUUUCAGAAGAUUUCUGAGAAUCUCAAAGUUAAGGGUCCUAAAGAAUCCAAGGACUGCACCGCACACUCCACCAUGGAGGCUCUCCUCUACAAGCCUAUUGAUCGUGUCACCCGAAGCACUCUGGUCCUCCACGAUUUGUUAAAACACACCCCUAAGGAUCAUCCAGACUUUCCGCUGCUACAGGACGCUCUGAAAAUAUCCCAGAAUUUUCUGUCCAGCAUCAAUGAAGAGAUCGAUCCACGCAAGACAGCUGUGACCACACCCAAGGGAGAGUUUCGGCAGUUGGUGAAGGACGGUUUCCUGGUGGAGGUGUCGGAGGGGACGCGCAAACUCCGUCAUGUCUUCCUCUUCACAGACCUUCUGCUCUGUGCCAAAAUGAAGAAGACCGCAGUGGGGAAACACCAACAAUAUGAGUGUAAAUGGUACAUCCCUUUGGCUGAUCUAAGCUUCCAGACUCUGGACGACUCGGACUCUCUUCCUCACGUCCAGACGCUGCCUGAGCACGAGAUCGAGGAGAUGAAAAUCAAGAUUUCUGCCAUUAAAAGCGAGAUCCAGAAAGAAAAAAAAUCACAAAAGGGUCAAAGUCGGAAUUUGGAUCGCCUGCGGAAAAAGAUGAACGAGCAGGAGUCGUGGCUGCUGUUACACUCGCCCACCAUCCCAUUCCGCAUUGCCAACAAACACGGAAAGAGCUUCCAGUUCUUGCUCUCGUCAGACUACGAGAGGUCAGAAUGGCGCGAGACCAUUCAGAAACUGCAAAAGAAAGAUCUGCAGACGUGUGUAUUAAGCUCUGUUGAGCUGCAGGUGUUAACCGGCUCGUGCUUUAAACUCAGAACCGUCCACAACAUUCCCGUCACCAGCAACAAAGAUGAUGAGGAAUCUCCUGGUUUGUAUGGAUUCCUGCACGUCAUCGUACACAAAGCCACAGGCUUCAAAGAAUCAGCCAAUCUGUACUGUACACUGGAGGUGGACUCUUACGGCUACUUCGUCAGUAAGGCCAAAACCCGUGUGUUCAGAGACACGACAGAACCGCAGUGGAAUGAGGAGUUUGAGAUCGAGCUGGAGGGUUCUCAGUGUCUGCGCAUCCUGUGUUACGAGAACUGUUACGACAAAUCCAAACUGAAUAGGGAGGAUAAUGAGAUUGUGGACAAGAUCAUGGGAAAGGGCCAAGUACAGCUGGACCCACAGACCGUGCAGUCCAAAAACUGGCACAUGGAUGUCAUAGAAAUGAAUGGGAUUAAAGUGGAGUUUUCAAUGAAGUUUACAAGUCGGGACUUAAGCUUGAAGCGAACACCGUCUAAAAAGCAAAGUGGUGUGUUUGGAGUAAAAAUCAGCGUUGUAACAAAGCGCGAGCGCUCCAAGGUGCCUUACAUUGUGCGUCAGUGCAUUGAGGAGGUGGAGAAGAGAGGGAUUGAUGAAGUGGGCAUUUACAGAAUCUCAGGCGUGGCUACGGACAUCCAGGCCCUCAAAGCCGCAUUUGACACCAAUACCAAAGAUAUCCUGGUGAUGUUGAGUGACAUGGACAUUAAUGCCAUAGCAGGGACACUGAAACUGUAUUUCAGGGAGCUGCCAGAACCUCUUCUCACGGAUCGACUGUACCCAGCCUUCAUGGAGGGCAUAUCUUUAUCAGACCCUGCAGCUAAGGAAAACUGCAUGAUGCACCUGCUGCGGUCGCUACCGGACCCAAAUCUCAUCACGUUCCUCACCCUGCUGGAACACCUGAAGAGGGUGGCAGAGAAGGAGCCGGUGAAUAAGAUGUCUUUGCAUAAUUUGGCCACAGUGUUUGGUCCCACCUUGCUGAGACCCUCGGAGGCAGAGAGUAAUAAAGCUCACAUCACGCUGGCCUCUGACAUCUGGAGCCAUGACGUCAUGGCACAGGUUCAGGUAUUGCUGUACUACCUGCAACAUCAACCCAUCUCCUUCUCCGAGCUGAAGAAAAACACACUUUACUUCUCGACUGACGUCUAACCACCGUGCAACUGACUCCCUUCCUACCAAACGUCGUCUUUUAUUUCUGUACAAACCAACAGUCCGGCAGGGAACAGAGAGACAGUGUCCAUCGUCCCCUGCACUCGUUGUGUCCAGUCGUGUUUCUGUGUAAAGGGAGUCCAGGCCUCGCGCCCAUCACGGUGAAGAACUGAGAGAGACCAUCUCAAGCGUGUCCAGGACGCAGCAUCACCUAUUCGAAAUUUUGCACUUAUCACACCGUGUCCUGAAACACACACACACACAAACACAACACGGGAUGCCGGUUCGCCAUAGUCGCAGAUGCCUGCUGGGAUGCCUGCGUCCGACGUGCCGGAUGCUCUGAAGCUCAGUUCAGUGAUCCCGGAGCUGGAGGCGACCUGUUAUUAAACUCCAGUAAACGGCAGCAUUUAUAUGUUUUAUAAAUAUUAUUUGUUCGAUAGGUUUUUCAUACGCAUUUGUGCAUGUGAUACAAGGGCGUGUGACGUGAGAGAGUGGAAGCGAACAUUUUUUUCCAAAAUAAAAUCUCAUGCUGCGAGUGGCCAUAUUUCGAUUUGAGAUCGCAGACCUUCCUUGUCCGAGUAAAUCCAGGUCCUAUUUAUUAUGACCAUAUACAGUUAAUUGUGCCUGUACAAUUCAGUACAUGUAAAGUAGAACUAUUGUUUCAUUUUACCUUUCGAGGUAUGGGACGGAAACCGUAACGGUUAAUCCGGUUUUUGGGCAAGUCAUGGUUUGCAAGAUUGGAAACGUUGCAUCUUGAUUCAGGAAUAAAUGUCUCCCGUGUCACUUUUGCAAGCCGAAGUGUCUGUUGAUAACUCUGUUGUAGAAAUAUCUGUGUUAAUUGCAUGAUCAACACUUGGGCAGAUUAACACGCAAAGGAUGGUUUCAUUUUUGUAUAUGAAUUUUAUUUAAUUAUUAAUAUUAUUAUUAUUUUUGACUCCACUGCUGAACGGCACUGGCAGAACGAAGGGAACAACAAAACAACUUUUCUGCUAUAAAGCCAGUAACGUGUAAUUCAUACGCACUGUUAGAUUGCAAACUAUUUGAUAUUUUAAUAUAAGAUUAAAAACUGUUGUAUUUUAUUUCUGUUGGAAAGAUAUUGAGUAUACUGUAUUGAUAAUAAGGAUAAUGUUGAUGUUGACCUUUUUUCUGUUUUUUUAGUAAAAUAAAUAAAAGUGUAUCUUGAGCACUAAAAA
Messenger RNA from Misgurnus anguillicaudatus (oriental weatherfish), 4579 nucleotides. The record is from RefSeq and is a predicted model, not a curated record. Lineage: Eukaryota; Metazoa; Chordata; Actinopteri; Cypriniformes; Cobitidae.